AUGAAACGACUUUUUUCAAGGGUCGCCAGGGAAGGAGUCCCUCGAUUUCUCAUCAUCAUAACUGAUGGGAAAUCCCAGGACCCAGUGGCCCAGGCUGCAGAGGAGCUGAGGCAGGAAAACAUUACCAUCUAUGCCAUUGGUGUCAAAUCUGCUAUCACCAAGGAGCUGGUGGAGAUCUCUGGCUCAGAAAAUAGGAUGUUUUUUGUGAAUGAUUUUGGUUCCUUAAAGCAUAUUCAGGAAGAAGUCAUCCGGGACAUCUGCUUCUCAGAGGUAUGUAAGGAUAUGAAAGCAGACAUUCUUUUCUUGGUUGAUGGCUCUGAGAGGGUCCGCUCUAGAGACUUUGAGAAGAUGAAGGAAUUCGUGAGGCAGAUGGUGAACCGGUCGGAUAUCGGCCCUGACAAAGUACACGUUGGGCUCUUGCAGUUCAGUUCAGUCCCCCAGGAGGAGUUCCAACUUGACACUUACUUCUCUAAGAUGGACAUUCUUGGAGCCAUUUCUGAUAUGGUACAAAUGAAAGAAGAUACCCUACUGGGGAGCGCCCUUUCCUUUGCUUCUUUUUACUUUGAUAGGCCAAAGGGAGGAAGACCUAAUGUACCCCAGUAUUUAAUUCUGCUCAUCGAUGGGGAAUCCAAGGAUGCUGUAAAAACACCAGCCAAAGCCCUCAGAGAUCAAGGAAUCAAGAUCUUUGCCAUUGGAGCACAUAAAGCCAACAACUUUCAGCUGCUGGAGGUCACAGGUGCCCAGGACAAGGUGUAUUAUGAGGAAAAUUUCGAUUCCCUCCUUUUCUUGGAAAAGGAGAUAUUUUUUAGGCUCUGCAAUAUAGAGGAGGCUUGCAAAAAGACAGAAGCUGCAGAUAUCCUAUUUGUGGUGCAUGCAUCUAGUAGCACCUCCAACCAAGAGCUCAUGGCCAUUCACAGACUCAUGGAAGCCAUUGUCAAUGACUCACUGGUUGGAAAGAACAAUGUGAGAUUUGGAGCAAUUUCCUAUAGUGAUAAUUCAGAAGUACUUUUUUCACUGAAUACCUACAUUACCAAAGCUCAGAUCAGGGAAGCCAUUUUACACCUGAAACCCAAGGUGGGGAAAGCCCACACAGCCACAGCUUUAAAGUUUGCGAAGGAAAUGUUUGCCGAGAUGCAUGGAGGGCGUCCAUCCAUGGGUAUCACCCAAAUCUUGGUGCUCAUUACCAACAGGCCAACUGAGCCUAAAGAAAGAGCGUACUUACAAGACUCAGCAGAGGCUCUGAAAGAAGUUGAUAUUAAUGUCUUUGCCAUUGGAAUAAAAAGUGUCAAGAGACCAGAACUUCACACUAUCACAAGACAUCUAGAUAGAUCAUUUGUGGUGCAGAGUUAUGACGAACUUUAUGAUUUGCAUGAAAAAGUGACUCAUGUCAUAUGUAAUGAAUCAAAACCAAUUUGUGGCCAUCAGCAAAUAGACCUCGUGUUCCUCAUUGAUGGAUCCUUGAGCAUCCAUCCCCGGAACUUCACUGCUAUGAAAACCUUUAUGAAGCAAAUAGUGAACAGUUUCACCAUUGGCAAGGAUAAGGUGCGCAUUGGGGUUGCUCAGUAUAGCACUGAUCCUAAGAAAGAAUUCUACCUCAAUGCUUUCUACUCUGGUGCCGAAAUCAGUGGACACAUCGACAAGAUUACCCAGCUGAGAAGUAAAACGUAUACUGGCAAAGGACUGAAGUUUGUCAAGAGUUUUUUUGAACCUGCCAAUGGGAGCCGGAAGAACCUCAAUGUGUUACAGAGCCUAGUAGUCAUUACCGAUGGGAUGUCCAAUGAUUCAGUCGUGGAAGCAGCAAGCGACUUGAGAAAUGAAAAAAUCAACAUUUUUGCCAUCGGUAUUGGAGUCAUCAAUCUUUUUGAACUUCAGGACAUUGCUGGCGACGGGAAGAGGGUCUUUGUGGUGGAGGACUUUGGACAACUGGGCUUUAUUGAAAGGAAGGUUGUCAGUGAGCUCUGUGCAUCUAGCGACAUUAUUAAUACUGAAUGCACUGUGGACAUCUCAGUGGGACUCGACACUUCCACUUCGGCCCGUCAGGUGCAGCAGCGGCUGCAGCAUCUGCUGCCGGGCGUGAUGCAAAGGCUGACCGGGCUGGCCAAUGUCAGCUGUGGGGCCCGCUCCCCACUCAAUAUCAGGCUGCGCUACCACGUGCCCACCCCCGAUGGCCGGUCCCAGUUUGACUCGGGGUUUGAGAAGUACAGUGAAGGGAUCAUCCGGAAGUUCUUUGACCAGCACGAGCUGAUGAGCAACUCAAUGAAUAGGGCUUUUGUGCAGUCCCUUGGGGAGAAGGCUCUCAGUUUGACUUCUGCUAGAGUGAAGGUUCUCUUAGUGUUUACAGAUGGAUUGGAUGAUGAUUUGGAAAGACUAAAAGAAACUUCAACGUUCCUUCGUCUCAAAGGUCUUCACGCACUUCUGUUAGUUGGCUUGCAAAGUGGGCAGAAGUUAGAAGAACUUCAGGAUAUUGAAUUUGGCCGAGGAUUUGGUUAUAAACAACCUCUGAGUAUCACAAUACAAGCUCUUCCAAGCCUUUUGCUGAGACAACUUGACACAGUUGUGGAAAGAGAAUGCUGUAAGGUCAAUUGCAAAUUUUUGGGGGAAUCUGGUAUUUCAGGAGAACGAGGGGGCAAUGGAAGGAAGGGAGAGACAGGUCUUAAUGGGAUGCCUGGCUAUCCUGGUGAUGAAGGUGGACCUGGGGAACGAGGCCUUACUGGCUUGCCGGGACCUCGUGGUGAUGGAGGAUGCCCUGGUGUAAGAGGGCUUAAGGGAUCAAGAGGGUUUAUAGGAGAAAAGGGCAACCGGGGUGAUAAUGGAUUGGAUGCGUUUACUGGAGAAGAGGGUGAACCUGGCAGUCCUGGAAUCUCUGGAGAAAAAGGAAAUGCUGGAAUUCAGGGCUUGAGGGGCCCUCCUGGAGCAUCUGGUGACCCCGGAAGUCCUGGUCUGAGAGGAGACCCUGGAGAGCCUGGAACUGAUAGCAAUAUUUGGGGUCCUCAGGGAGAAAAAGGAAAACCAGGUCGCCAGGGAAAACCGGGGCGACAUGCUCAGGGAGGCAUGCCUGGAGACCGAGGUUCUAAUGGCCCAAGAGGUAGAAAGGGUCUUCCUGGAGUGCAGGGUGUGCCUGGAGAAACUGGUAUACAUGGCUACAGUGGAGUUCGUGGACAUCCAGGCUUGGAGGGUCCAAAAGGUGAACAAGGAUUUCCAGGAAUGGCUGGACAACAGGGCUCACCAGGAGAACAGGGGAAGCCUGGGCUGCAAGGCCCUCUUGGUCCUAAAGGAGGUACUGGGCCCAGAGGAGUGAAGGGGAAGCUUGGUUAUGUUGGAGAAGAUGGCAGGAUGGGACCGCAAGGACCAAGAGGGCAGCCUGGUUUGGAUGGCAAUGAUGGAUAUGGCCAUCCAGGAAGAAAAGGAGCUAAGGGUGACCCUGGCUUCCCUGGAUAUCCUGGUCUACAAGGAGAAGAUGGUGAUAAAGGUCAACCAGGAAACCAAGGAUCAAAGGGUUUUCCAGGGAAAAGGGGAAAUUCUGGCUUACCUGGGCUACAUGGAUCACCAGGAGAUCCAGGGCCACCUGGACCAAUGGGCACCAAGGGAUCAAAGGGAUUGACAGACAUGACGCCUUGUGACAUUGUUGACUUUGCACGGAAAAACUGCCGUGAGUAACCCAAUCAUUCCCUGUCCUCUCUGGGAAGAUCUCCUGCUUGAGUGAAGGGGCCCAUCACCCUGGGACAGCCUCAGUCAUGGAGAC
Molecule: messenger RNA, 3742 nt
Organism: Antechinus flavipes (yellow-footed antechinus)
Lineage: Eukaryota; Metazoa; Chordata; Mammalia; Dasyuromorphia; Dasyuridae
Product: collagen alpha-4(VI) chain-like
Exons: 27
Coding region: 1-3657 (1218 amino acids)
Source: RefSeq, a predicted model, not a curated record